Caenorhabditis elegans is the source of this 1578-nucleotide messenger RNA. RefSeq names its product THAP-type domain-containing protein. The transcript is spliced from 6 exons. The record is from RefSeq and is marked reviewed. NCBI's taxonomy places the organism in Eukaryota, Metazoa, Nematoda, Chromadorea, Rhabditida, Rhabditidae. Gene Ontology annotation, molecular function: DNA binding. The coding region runs from base 19 to 1524 and encodes 501 amino acids.
AUCUCUAGAUAAAAGAUAAUGAGCAAGAAAAUCGAUCACGAUGAGGAUGAUCGAGAUUCGUCGGAAUACGAGGAAAUGGAUGAUGAUGGGGAAGAAGCUGAGAUUGAUAUGGAGCAACACGAGAUGAUUUAUGAAAAGGAUAUUGAGCCGGUCGAGCAGUUUCAGCAGGAAUAUAUUAGUGAUCAGGAGCCAACUUCGAGCAAUCAUGAAGAAAUUCCUGUUAGCAUGAAAAUUGACUACGAAGAAGUCUAUCCACACAACGCCGUUCAAGUAGACAAUGCUCACGAAAUGGUUGAAGCUGAAAAAGUUUAUUACGAGAAUGAAAUGGAAGAUCUCGUUUAUCAUGAGAUUUACAGAAUUGAAGGCAAUCAGAAACAGGAAAAUUAUAAGAGAAUCCGAAAUAUAGUUGGAUCAAGCGCCUCCUGUCUCGUCUGCCAACGUUCCGAAUCCGAAAAAAUCCGUCUUUUCAAGUGGCCAAAAUCAGAAGAACUCAAAGAGCAAUGGUUACAUUUCUUUCGGCUUCCAGCUACAGUACUUCAGAGUGCAACACAAGAACCAUAUAUCUGUUGUUAUCACUUCUCAGCCGACACUUUUGUCAUGAUCGAUGAUCGAAUCUUCUGGAAAAUGACCGCACUUCCAAAAUAUCGACAACGUCGUCCGGGGCUCGCCGAGCCAUUUCCAUGGGAGCCCGCUGUAAAGCAUAAAAUGGAAAUGAUGCAAUCAACCGAUACAACCAACAAUUCUUCAGUCGUCGAGUACAAAAUUCGCUAUCGAAUGCCUUUUAAUAAGCAUAAAACACGAAAUGUUCAUCAAGUUGCAGUAAUGACUCCAGUUGCUCAACCACAUUUAUAUUAUGAAUUUCAUUUUAAUCGAUAUGGUUUGAAUAAUACGAAAUUCUACGCGUGUUUGAGUUGUCGAAAAGCAAAAACUGAAAGUGGAAUUCGUGACGUCAUUCGGACAAUUCAUCUCGAUGGAUAUAAAUUUUUGAGCAAUGGAGAUCCAUUUAAUGGACAUCAUUUUGCAUGUAGACCUCAUAAUGUCUACGAUUACAAAUCAUCUUGGCGUCCAGUUCCCGGUCAAAAUGGAGAAGCCAAUUUUCUCGAUGAGGUUGUCUACGUUGAUGAGGGUGGAAAUUCCCUGGAAUGGCAUGCCGUGACCCGUCCCGGAGACAAUCGAGAAGUUGAAGCGGUGCAUGAGAAAGAGGAUCCGCCGAUUAUGAUGUAUGAUGGUAAUUUCGAAGAUCCCAUCACCGAGGAAGUGAUCGAAACGAAUUAUGUCUUGGAUGAACCACCUGUACUAUAUUCCCAAGAUCCGGAUCGCAAGCCUAAGCCAUCGAAAAAGUCCAGAAUAAAGUGCCAUCUAUGCUUGAAGACCAGCUUUUCGUCAACACAAAGUCUGGUUGAUCAUCUUCAAAAGCACAUUCUCGAUGAGAAAGAAUGCAAGCGUUGCCAGAAGCGGAUCUCGUGUGAUUCAAGAGCAAUAUGCAUUCGGAGAGGUGUUUGCGGGAGUUGUUUUGUUGUUUAGAUUUUCCUUGUUUGCAUUUUUUCAAAUCAAUAAAUUGUUGUUCGUUCGAAAAAU